Molecule: messenger RNA, 1305 nt
Organism: Diutina rugosa
Lineage: Eukaryota; Fungi; Ascomycota; Pichiomycetes; Serinales; Debaryomycetaceae
Exons: 1
Coding region: 1-1305 (434 amino acids)
Cellular component (GO): mitochondrial matrix
Molecular function (GO): protein binding
Source: RefSeq, a predicted model, not a curated record
AUGGUUCCCGUAGGCGGGCUUGCCCAGACAUCAAAACGCCUCAUCAAAGUGGCGGGGCGGGACGCCACCAAGUUCCUCAAUGGCCUCGUCACCUCACGGUUCCUCCCCGACAUCAAGAAGAAGAAACAGCACACGAUCUCCGCCGUGGAUGACGCCCACGCCGACCUCGCCCUGGUCGUCGAUAUCCAUACCAAUUGGGGGCUCAUGCACGAGGAUAUCUAUGAUCCGAUGAACCACAUCACCAUUUCUCGUGACGGUAUCAAUCUGAUGUUCCUCACGUCGAAAGGGCGUGUGGUCACUGACCUGUUCAUCUACGUACUGCCGUUUGCUGGCAAUGAGCUGGUAUUGAGCCAACACCCUGAAUACCUUGUCGAGGUGGAUGAGGCCAUGGUCAAACGGCUCAUGCUGUUGUUGAAACUCCACAAAUUGGGCGCCAAAGUCACCAUAGAGGAGACUCCUUAUCUCAGUUAUUAUUACUACCACGACUCAUUUGAAUUUGACCAGUGGCUUGAUCAAGUCCAGGAUGCCUACUUCACUUCCACUACCCCUGCAGAAGGUCUUCAAAAUGCUAAUUCGUUUAUAAAGUCGGAGUUAUUCUCGACUAAGGCGCAAAGCUUAAUUACGGGGUUUGCGUUUGAUAACCGUAUCCCUAACUUCGGUGUCAAAAUCGUCACCACCGAACCUGUGGAUGAAGUGUUUUCAUCGGAAAACUUCCUGUUUGAACAAACUAAAGUUGACGAAAUAGACGUUACCCGUCGUCGUUACGUAAACGGUCUUUUUGAGGUUGGCGAUGCCCCCGUUGGCACUACCCUCUUGCCCUUUGAAACCAACUUGGACUAUAUGAAUGGCUUAUCGUUGGAGAAAGGGUGUUACGUGGGACAAGAGCUUACCAUCCGCACGUAUAACAACGGUAUCAUCCGUAAACGGGUGGUUCCAAUCCAAUUCCACCCGGCAAACGAAGAAUUAGAAGGCACUUUAGAGGCUCCUGAGCUCGAAAUCGGUGGUGCCGUACUGGAUUUCGCCGCUACCAUUCCUGCGGAAUCCGAUGUCAUCGCCGCCGUUGAAGAACCUGAGAGUGCGCCAGCGACACCAGUGGCGGCGUCACCAUUCGGCACUAGUCUGAAACCAGUGAGAAAGCGCAAAUCUCUGAAUGGGAAAGUGUUAUCCACUCGAGACAAUUUAGGGUUUGCCCUCAUGAACUUAAAUGACUUGGAAAAGACCCACGAGUAUAAGGUUGACGUCGACGGUACCACCAUGGGGGCUACCGCGUUCAUUCCACAAUGGUGGCCUCAGGAAGAGCCAUAG